Molecule: messenger RNA, 288 nt
Organism: Lathyrus sativus (Indian pea)
Lineage: Eukaryota; Viridiplantae; Streptophyta; Magnoliopsida; Fabales; Fabaceae
Source: the annotation of a GenBank genome assembly
AUGGAAGUGUAUAAACAUGUUAUUUUUCCAGUUAAUGGCUCAAACCUUUGGGUAAGGACUAAGUAUCCAGAUGUGCAACCACCCAAAUAUAUGAAGAUGCCUGGAAGGCCAAAAAAGAGAAGGAAUUUAGAGCAGAGUGAGAUUGAUGGUUCAGAUAGAAAAAUGAGAAGGACUGGUUUCAAUGUUAAGUGUAGCAGAUGUAAGAAAUCAGGUCACAACAAGCUUACUUGCAAGGUGACACCAUCUAGCCAACAACCAUCCCAACAGCCAAUUAAGAGGGGCCAAUAA